Lytechinus variegatus (green sea urchin) is the source of this 2006-nucleotide messenger RNA. RefSeq names its product BTB/POZ domain-containing protein KCTD4-like. The record is from RefSeq and is a predicted model, not a curated record. Bases 395 to 1387 code for a protein of 330 amino acids. The transcript has a single exon. Gene Ontology annotation, biological process: protein homooligomerization. NCBI's taxonomy places the organism in Eukaryota, Metazoa, Echinodermata, Echinoidea, Temnopleuroida, Toxopneustidae. Gene Ontology annotation, molecular function: protein binding.
UACUUUGGCUGGUCUGGUGUUUGAAAUAUAUAUGUAUGAAUCUGCAUCGGCGGGAAUAGUCUUCUAUUGAUCAGACAUCAACGCUUACUUAUGAUACCAAUGGAUACAUACAAGUAGGAAAGACUGUCGAAGCUCUUGAUAAUCUACAACUGACUACAUAAUGUUCAAGUCAAUAUGGGAUAUUACUUUCAUGGCUUAUAACUUUGGUUGGUCUGGUGUCUUGAUUGGAAUAUAAUGUAUUAAGCUAUAUGUUUUGGCGGGAAAAGUCUUCUAUGAUCAGAUAUCAACUCUUUAAUGAUACGAAUAAAAGUAAGCCCAUCGAAAUUCUUGAUAAUCUUACUGACUACAUAAUGUUCAAAUCAAUAUGGUGCCUCGCUUACUAUGAAUAGUGUAUAUGAUGGAAUCAUACGUUGGUUUGAAUGUUGGUGGGAAAGUUUAUAAAACCUCUCAAACAACUCUUACCCGCGACCCCAACAGUUUCUUCGCUUUACUACUUGAUGGUCGCGUACCGUCUGCCAAAGAUGACCGAGGACGAUACAUUAUUGAUCGUGACGGGGAACUCUUUCGGCAUGUCCUCAAUUACUUAAGACUGCAGAAGCUAGUGUUACCAGAUGGAUACAACGAGCAAGAGCUUCUGCUGCAUGAGGCGGACUUCUUCCAGCUAGACUCUAUGAAGAGAGAGUUGCAAGCUCUGAUUAGAGAUGUGGAUAAUGUUCACUCGCCAUCGGAAGUGAUCAGAUUGAGUGUAGGUGGGAAACUCUUUCAGACCACUCGCGAAACUUUACGAAGGGAACCGCAGUCGUUUUUCACCGCUAUGCUCAAUGGGGAGACCCUGACUCAAAGAGAAGCCACAGGGACUUACUUAAUCGAUAGGGACGGGGAGAAAUUCCGCGACGUUCUGGAAUACCUAAGACUCGGCUGGAUACUACUAGACGACGUCAAGCACAGCCUUGAAGUUCUCCGAAUCGAGGCUAACUUCUUCAAUCUGAAAAUCCUGAAAGAACACAUCAAAAGCUUGCAUCGCCUUCAGUCAAAUCCCCUGAGGACAGUUCAACCUUCAAUGGAUCUUUACUACUUUCUUGAGAGCAGGUUCUGCGUGGUCUACACCAAUACCAAAGACCUGGUGGGGAAAACGUGCUUUUUGCCUCUGACUCCUGACAGUUUUUAUACUACAUGUGGACGGGUAUUUACCGUGUCUUUCUUCCUUGAGAGAAGCAAAGGGGGGACCUCUACCGGGGAGAGUCAUACGAUACCAGGGUACGGAAAGAGUGUCGUCAGUUACCCUUCAAACGAAGUAGAACUAAUGAUGUACAUUGGACACAGAACACAGAUAUGGAAUUAUUCAAAGAUACAGUUGAAUGCUGAUUGUUACAAGUUUAUCCUUUGAAGCAAGAUAAGAUAUUAGUAGUUCUAAGACAGUGCAGGCAUACUUGAAUUCUGACUGUUACCGUAUAUAGCUACAUGUAUAUGCCUAUAUGACUGUAUGUAACAUUCAUGUAUGUAGGGCCAAAUGAUUUUUCUUUCUCAUUUAUAACAAAUCAUAUGGAAAACUUGGGUUAUAUACAUACAACUGGUCAGUGGAGUAAUAAGUAAAAAUGUUGAAGGGGCACUACAUGGUAAAUUUGCAAUAACUUCAAGAACAACAACAAAACAAAACUUGCGAGAAAGCGAAGCGAAUGAAUAACUGUUUUAUUUAGUAAGACGAAUUAAAAUCGAAUUUAGACAUGAAAUUUGAAUGAAAAAAAUAUUGUAAUGUCAUACUUCACCCUUUUAUCUGUCUUUCUCAAUUUGAUUUUUGUUUUCAUGGUCGUGGAAAUUUUCGUCAUCAAUUGCUCCCCAGUACACCCUCCUCAAUCCGUACGUCUGUGACAUUAAGUAAAAGACGAAGACGUGUUUCUCAAGUGAGGGAUCACUUACUAAUUGUUUGCAGACUAACUAACGAACAACUAUAUAAACAACUAUUUUUCUAUCUCAUUCAUAGUUCGCAAAGACAUCUAUCAUAAUAA